Molecule: messenger RNA, 2662 nt
Organism: Aspergillus glaucus CBS 516.65
Lineage: Eukaryota; Fungi; Ascomycota; Eurotiomycetes; Eurotiales; Aspergillaceae
Product: DEAD/DEAH box helicase
Exons: 3
Coding region: 302-2329 (675 amino acids)
Cellular component (GO): nucleus
Molecular function (GO): RNA binding; RNA helicase activity; ATP binding
Source: RefSeq, a predicted model, not a curated record
GCCAUAUCAAGAACACUUUUUGUUUUUGUUUUUUUCUUUUUAUUUAAAAAAGUUCCCUACGCCUUCUCUCUUUUCCCUUUAUCCUCUUUCCUCUUGUUCCUGUCUCUCAUCGGACCUUUCUUCUGUGUGCCAGAUUUCAAAAAGUCCGCCUUCUGACUUCAUCGCCACCGAUUGAGCGACGAGGAUUUCUUUGGAUUUUCACGUCUCUCUUUUUUGUUUACGAAGAGAAUCUGAUUCUGGACUUUUCUGGAAUCCUUACAGCAAGAAACGCUUUUCGAACCCUAAGUUUAAAUUUCGCAAAAUGGCCGACGGCUUGAAAAUGGGAAACCUUUCCCUCAACGAAUCCCAGCAUGCGCCUCAGCCCCCCAACACUGGCCGCGCUGCUUACAUUCCUCCCCAUCUUCGCCAGCGCAACACGGGUAUGAACAUGGAUGGCGCUGCUCCUCCUCCGGGCCCCAGCUCCUUCUCUUCUAGAGGUGGCGGCAGUGGCGGCGGCGGCCGUGGCGGCAACUGGGCUAAUGCCAACGACUUCUCCCCCCGUGGUCCCAAUGGUAACAACAGCUGGAUCCCCCAGGAAGGCGCUCGUCGACCUUUUAACCCAGAUGCUUACGGAAAGCCCGCAGGCGGUGGCUACGGCUCCAACUCCAACUCCGGCUCCGGAGCCCAGGCCAGAGGAUCCGGCGACGGCCAGUGGCGUGACGGCAAACAUAUCCCUGGUCCCCAAAACCCCCGUUUGGAACGUGAACUCUUCGGAAUCCCCAACGACCCGGCCAAGCAGAGCACCGGUAUCAACUUCUCCAACUACGAUGAUAUCCCCGUGGAAGCCUCCGGUACCAAUGUCCCCGAGCCCGUUAACGCCUUCACCAACCCUCCCUUGGAUGACCACCUCAUCACCAACAUCACGCUCGCCGGUUACGUGGUCCCCACCCCGGUCCAGAAGUACUCCGUCCCGAUUGUUAUGAACGGCCGUGAUUUGAUGGCAUGUGCCCAGACCGGUUCCGGAAAGACUGGUGGUUUCCUCUUCCCCAUCCUCUCCCAGGCUUACCAGAAUGGUCCCUCGACCGCGCCCGCACAGGCGCCUGGCCAGUUUAGCUACGGCCGCCAGCGCAAGGCCUACCCCACCUCGCUCAUCUUGGCCCCCACCCGUGAACUUGUCUCGCAGAUCUUCGAAGAAGCGCGCAAGUUCGCCUACCGCUCGUGGGUCCGCCCCUGCGUCGUCUACGGUGGUGCCGACAUUGGCUCCCAGCUCCGCCAGAUCGAGCGUGGCUGUGACCUGCUCGUCGCUACCCCCGGUCGUCUGGUCGACCUCAUCGAGCGUGGCCGUAUCUCGCUGAUGAACAUCAAGUACCUGAUUUUGGACGAGGCUGACCGCAUGUUGGACAUGGGUUUCGAACCCCAGAUCCGCCGUAUUGUCGAGGGUGAGGACAUGCCGCGCGUCGAUGAGCGCCAGACCCUGAUGUUUUCGGCCACCUUCCCCCGCGACAUCCAGAUGCUGGCCCGCGACUUCCUCAAGGACUACAUCUUCUUGUCUGUCGGCCGUGUUGGUUCUACCUCCGAGAACAUCACCCAGCGUGUUGAGUACGUUGAGGACCACGACAAGCGUUCCGUGCUGCUCGACAUCCUGCACACCCACGGCACCACUGGUCUCACCCUGAUCUUCGUCGAGACUAAGCGUAUGGCCGACACUCUGUCCGACUUCCUCCUUAACCAGCGUUUCCCGGCUACUGCCAUUCACGGUGACCGUACCCAGCGUGAGCGUGAACGCGCUCUGGACAUGUUCCGCUCUGGUCGCUGCCCUAUCUUGGUUGCCACUGCUGUUGCGGCUCGUGGUCUCGAUAUUCCCAACGUCACCCACGUCGUUAACUACGAUCUUCCCACCGACAUUGACGACUACGUUCACCGUAUCGGUCGUACCGGUCGUGCGGGUAACACCGGUAUCGCUACCGCCUUCUUCAACCGCGGCAACCGUGGUGUCGUCCGUGACCUGCUUGACCUCCUCAAGGAGGCUAACCAGGAGAUGCCCUCGUUCCUUGAGAGCAUUGCUCGUGAGGGUAGUGGCUUCGGCGGUCGUGGCGGCGGACGUGGUGGCCGUGGUCGUGGUGCCAACGCUACCCGUGACAUGCGUCGCACUAUGGGCGGCGGCUUUAAUGCUGCCCCUAGCUACGGCGGCAGUGGUGGCGGCUUCGGAUCUGGUAGCUACGGCGGCAGCGGCGGUAGCUUUGGCGGCGGUAGCUACGGUGGUGGUGCUGGUGGUGCUCCGUCUUAUGGCGGCUACGGCGGUGGCUACGGCAACCCGUCUGGCUCCACCGGUCCCUCUUCCUGGUGGUAAAGGGAAAUCAGCGGUUGUAGUCUCUGACGAGGCCGUCAGGUCUGAUUGGCUGUCAUCUCUCUACUUUUCUUUUGUUGCCUUUCAUUGACGGUUACGAUCAGAACGAGUCCUGAGUUUCUGGUUUUUAUGAUUUUCAUUUUCUUCUUCACUUUCAUCUCAGGAACGGCUUUGUCAUGACUGCCACGACUAUUUUUCUUUUAUUGUCAUUUUUCUUUCUUCUUUUAAUCUGCGCCGGUGUUUAUUAUUGCUCAGCAUCUUGCAAGCCCGUCGUCUGUCUUUUUGUCUUCUUUUUUUUCCUUUUUUUUUGUUUUUCUUUUUUUUUUUUUUUUUUUU